Molecule: messenger RNA, 1395 nt
Organism: Misgurnus anguillicaudatus (oriental weatherfish)
Lineage: Eukaryota; Metazoa; Chordata; Actinopteri; Cypriniformes; Cobitidae
Gene: dleu7
Product: deleted in lymphocytic leukemia 7
Source: RefSeq, a predicted model, not a curated record
CAGGUGACAUUUGCAUAUGCAAGCAUUAGCUUAAGCUGUCUAUUCCUAACAGGGGGAAGUCACUAAAACGGUAUGUGCCAGCAAAAACAAACUCGCUCAGUCGUGAAAACACAGAGAUAUGAUCCUAUCGGUGUGAAUGUGCGCAGGAUUGCAAGCCUGACAAUGAACAUGUGAGGAAGCCACAGAGCGGUGGAUCUAUUUCGAUCAGUUGAUCCGAUUCAGCACAUUGGAACGGUCGCGUGUGUACUCGCGCUCAGAAUGGGACGCUGCCCUUUAACGCAUCAAACCGAUGCCUUGAAAAUACUUUACGAGCUGCGGGCUCCCAAGAUAAACAGGAGCUGUGAUGGAGACGGUGAAGGUCAGUGUGGAUUAACAACACCACCUGUCCGCGGGCACGAGUCCGCGAAGCAGUCGCGCAGGUUGAAGACGAUCGCGGAGAGAGCUCGAGAAAGCUGCUUCACGCGACUCAUCGAUAUAUUGACGCAGCUCAUAUCUAUAGAGGAAGACUUUAUAAAAAGCGCUUCAAGACACGAAACGAGUUUGCUUAGGUGCAAGGACAGUGUUGACCUGAAGAACAUCUGCUUGAGGAUGGCUCUUGGUGAAGGUGCUUCCCGCUCGGAUAGAGACUUGAGGGAACUUCGGGACUGUCUUCGGCUCAUAGUCAGUAAUCUGCUCGACUAUGUGCGAGAUGAGAACAGUCUGACCUCCACCGUAACCAGACACAAGCUGAGAGAACUAUACAAGUCCUUCCCUGAUAUCUGAAGAUCUCUAGAUGUGGGAUUUCUUUGCAUGAAUUCUAAGGAACAGCCUCUGAAAUCAAAAUCAACGUUUUUCAAUCAGGUUGCUGCUUCCAUGCGGGCCUCAAGAUGACUCGAAGUAUUUGAAAUAUAACAAGCAAGCAUUAAAAUAUACAUGAAUAAACUCUGAGAGAGACGGAAGUUUUCUCAGGUUAUGUGUCAAAAGGUCCAUGUGUCAAAAGACAGUUUUGUUUAUAGUAUUGUUUUUUGUUUAAAGUUGAUAUCUUCAUCAAGUGUUUUUCCUAUUUAUCAUGAGUCGAAAUCAGGUCAAAGAAUGAAAUUCUCUUGAAUCAUACCAGAGUGUCUCUCAGCAUGACAGUCAGUACAAGUAAAACAAGUCUGGUUGGUUGGUUGGUGAUUGUGCUGAAUCCAGUCAGCUCGACAGGUGGGAUGCCUGAGCAAAGUCACACCUCUGGGAUGUUUUUGUUAUGGAAGGCUUUGUUACCUGAUGGUAAACAAAGGAACAGCUGGACAUUAAUUCAAAGGAAUUGGGUGGAGGAUGGGUGUGUUUGAAUUUGUGAAUUCCAGUGUUUUGUUCAAGUAAAAUGACAUCACAUUACAAUAAUGUUCAAAAUAAAGUCAUUUUAUUGUUACAUUA